CGUUUUCUGUUAGCAUGUUAGCUAGCAGUGUUUGUAGUCCCCGUUAACCAGCGAGUUAAAUGAAGCAGCAGCGUUAAAGACUCAUCUCUGCUCCUGUUCGACUAUUCAACUACACGCUUUAGCUGCUAUCUACUGUAUCGCAGAGAAAGUACACACUUGACAACUUUGCUGGUAUAGUCCUAUCACUCUGGAAAGAAGUGGGAUUUCAACAUGGGAGAUCGGCCGAACAACUUUCCUCCCCUGCCCCAGUUUCUAAGAAUUAAGCCAUGCUUUUACCAGAACAUCGAGGAAGAAAUUCCUGCACCUCACCAGCUGUUGGUGCGCAGAGUCUACUUGCUUUGGAUGAUGUAUUCAGGAACACUGUGCGCUAACGUGAUCUCGUGUAUUGCUUGGUGGGCCGGAGGCGGAAGUGCCACAAAUUUUGGCUUCUCCUUGCUCUGGCUUAUCCUCUUCAGCCCCUGUAGUUACACCUGCUGGUUCAGACCCCUCUACAAAGCUUUCAGGGCGGACAGCUCGUUCAACUUCAUGGCCUUCUUCUUCAUCUUCUUCCUUCAGUGCGUCUUGGCUCUCAUCCAGACUUUAGGCAUCUCUGGUUGGGGAACGUGCGGCUGGAUUGCAACAGUGAUGUUUUUCAGCACAAAUGUGGGCUCCGCUAUAGUGAUGCUUAUCACAACUCUGCUCUUCACUGUGGUGACUGCCUUAAUGGCACUGGUUCUCCUUAAGGUGCACAGACUGUACCGUGGCGGAGGCGGUAGUCUGGAGCACGCCAAGGAAGAGUGGAGCACUGGGAUGUGGAAGAGUGCACCAGGGGCGGCAGCAGGGCUCAGUGCUGUCAGUCAGCAAAACCAGGGCCCGAGUUUGCCCCAGUACCCCGCCGCCGUGCCGAAUUAUCCCAACGACAGUCAAUGGUGAUGGCAAGGAGUCACCUCUAGAUGGAGGCAGAUUACUGGCCAUAUAUAUGUUGGCCGAGACGGCACUUCAAAACACCAUAUCAAUUCAAUCUUACAUCUCAAGUUAUUUAGGCGUGUGUUUUUUAAUGACAAGACAGAAUAGACAUGAAGAGUUUUAUCUAAAGAGUUUUGUCACCACAGCUCACUAAAGCCACGUGGUAGUUCAUCUUCAAAAUAUGCCAUUCCAUUUCAGCUUUGUUUACAUAUAGUUCAUUAAAAUGAAUGACAAAUACAGUUUUAUGCUCAAAUGAAAGAUUUGUUCAGGAAAGUUUAGUGUCUUGCAGAUGCUCAGUUUGUUAUCCAGAAUGAGUGUGAACAGUUUCAGGAUAGCAGUGUGAAAAGGAUGUGUGCCUUAUGGACCUUAAUGAUAGAGUAGUUUUUGUGUAUUGCCAGAAUUGCAUGCUAGGGACUGUAGUAUGCUGAAGAACAGGGUUUCUUGUCUUUUGCAACAAGAGACUCUGAAAACUGCACGAUUUUUUUAUCUGGUAGAAUUCUUUUCUGUGUAUUGUGGCAGGACUUCAGUUUAUUUUUGAUACGUUAUGCUUGAUAUUUCCACGCUUGCCUGUGAUUUCUUGAAAUGCGCCUUACUACUACUCCUGCGUGCAGAUUUUGCAUGUGAAAAAAAUGUCUUGCUUGACUUUCGCCUUAACAAAUGCUGCUUUUUUUGUUGUUUUUGGUCAAACUGGACUUAUGCUUCAGUGAAGCAACUCUCCUGUGUGAUUCCUUUCUGAGCACUAAUGUGCCAAAACACUUAAGAUUUUCCUUUAUUUUGAUAUCAAAAAAAGUCACGCCCAAAGUAGAUAUUGUAUCACACUCUGCCUCAGUAUUUCUCAGUUUCUGUUGUUCCAAAGCUACACUGUUUGCUUUUUAGUGGCCAUCGCCCUGCUGUGAAAGCACCUUAUCAGCUGUUUCAGUCUCUUUCACUUUCCCCCAGAUGGACUGAAUUUGUGUGUUUAGUGACUACGGUGUGCUUGCAUGCAGCCUUUUUUGUGGGACUGGAACUAAAAGAGAAUAUUUCAAAUGAACUGGCCUCUUGUAACCAACAGAAACGGGCACAGGCUGAUUGAAAUCCUGCAUGUAGAUCCGAUAACAUUGGAUACUUUUCUGUCAUUCAAACAAAGUUUUGGUUCACAGUUAAUGUGGCUUUUAAUGCAGCCAAACACCUACAUGAAGUAUAUGUCGCGACUAAGAGAAAAAGGAUUCCUGCAUCAUAGAUUGACAGCUAAUUUUUUUCUUGUUACAAAAGUGUCCUUCAUGGCCGACUGCCAAAUCUAGUAUUUUGAUUUUUCUGUUAUUUGAUAAGUGACAAAAUGAAAUGGAUAUGUGAAAGUAAUCUUUAAAUAUUGGAACGUUUCAAUAAAUAUUCUUAUUCACACGGC
Messenger RNA from Stegastes partitus (bicolor damselfish), 2329 nucleotides. It is a transcript of the gene scamp4, whose product is annotated as secretory carrier membrane protein 4. Gene Ontology annotation, cellular component: trans-Golgi network membrane; recycling endosome membrane. Gene Ontology annotation, biological process: protein transport. NCBI's taxonomy places the organism in Eukaryota, Metazoa, Chordata, Actinopteri, Pomacentridae. The record is from RefSeq and is a predicted model, not a curated record. Bases 211 to 912 code for a protein of 233 amino acids. The transcript has 7 exons.